AUGUCUUUCUCCUCUGCUCGGCGCUCGUCAUUCGAUAUCUACUACCAGAGCAUCUUUAACGAGUUGGAUGACGACCAGACCCCUAGCCCUGCCUUGUCGGGCGCUACCACUUCAUUCUCCCGCUCGCCAUCGUCUGCAGCGCAGACCAUAGUCGGGGAGGAUGAUGAAAACACAUUCAAGAACGUCGACACUAACUCCGAUUUUUCGGACGACGACCAGCCUUUCCACGACAUCGACUUCAACGAGCACAUCGACAUCAACUUCCAUGACGCCCUACCUAGUUUCGACACCACCUACCAAGACCCCUUCGCUGCUGGCAGCUUCUUCACUGACAUGCCGGUCAGUCCCAUGCAAGCUUUCUACGCGAAUCCGUCCAAUCUACAGUCCGAUCAUCAAGUCAUUCCCCUUCCCCAGUCCCCCAAGCCAGCCCCUGUGUUCAACCUUGAUAUCUUCAAGUCUACAGAGGCUGUUGAGAUCCCAUCGCAGUCUGAACCGCAGACGACAGAAGUAUCUUCGCCAACCCCAGAGGACCACUGCGACCGGCCCAUCGUCCCCCUUCGUGCCGCCGCUCGCGCCUCCCGCGCCCGAAGGCGAUCCGUCAUCAUCGCUCCCUCUGACAAUGAGGACAGCGACGCGGAACCCGACGACGACGACUAUUGUCCCUCUCCCCCUCUCAAUCCCAAAAAACGCACGCGAUCGUCUCAACCUGGGGCGCGCGCUCCCAAAAAGGCCAAGAUCGUCGCAAAGAAGGCGGCCAGUUCCUCGACCAAGCCCCAGGUCCCUAGGAAACAGCGCCUUCCUCCAGCACCCCGCAACGUCCAAGUGGUUGGCAUCAAUCUUUUGGACCUUUUGGACGAGAUGCACUGGAAGUGUAAGGCCUGCAAAUGGGAACAGGAGAAUCAUCGAAGGCCUGAUUUCGUUCGGCACCUCCUGACCCAUCAACAGCCCGACAAGAAUGACCAGUCACGGGGAUGGUGGUGCAAGGGCUUGAAGCUCCUUGAUCGCGACGCGUAUAAUAGGCUGGCCAUUCGUGAUGGUAGGCCGACCAUCCCCGAGACCGCGGAGAAGAUCGUAUACUUGUUCGAAGAGAGGGUGGGGGGUUGUAUGAGGAACUUCAGCCGGCGCGACGCCCUGAAGAGGCAUAUUGACAACCCCAACACGCCUUGCUGUGGGUACGCUCUCGAACCCUUCCAAGAAUUUGACCAUGAAAAAGAGAAAAUCAUCACCCUCUAA
Molecule: messenger RNA, 1233 nt
Organism: Desarmillaria tabescens
Lineage: Eukaryota; Fungi; Basidiomycota; Agaricomycetes; Agaricales; Physalacriaceae
Exons: 3
Coding region: 1-1233 (410 amino acids)
Source: RefSeq, a predicted model, not a curated record